AUGGGGUCCUCGAGCUCAACGUUGGAGACGGCGAAGCUAGUCCGGAUGCUUCUCUCCAAAGAUGCAGCCCCUCCUGAGUCGCUGACUCAGCUUCUUAACAUGACCAUGACAGAGGAGGAAACGAGCCGUGUCUUUACAGUGGAGAAAGUUCGUCAGCUGCGGCACCUCUACACGCGCAACUUCGCAGCCUUGCUGUACUGCUGCAUUGGUGCCAUCUCGGCGGUGGCCGUGAAGCGGCACGAGAUCAACACCAGCACCAACUCCCCCAGCGUAUUUCUCACGACGGAGGUGAUGACGCAGUACCACUCCGCGCUGAGCAUCCUGCUCUGUAUCCUUCCAAUAGCACUUGAAAGCGGAACAACACCGCUCGAGGAUGCGGUGGAUGCGUGCCCAAAGAGGAAUAAUCCAGCGGCCCCCACAGGCGCAGAUGAUGGCACGCCACCGCCAGCGGCCAUGACCCACUCACGGACGGCAGCCACAGCGCACUUCCAGCAGCUCUUCUUUGUUGAAGGGAAGACUUGUGACGAUGCAAAUCCGGAGGACACCUUUUCGCUGCUGCCGCAGCAGAACGCCCAUCUCACCCCGACACAGCCGUGCACCGAACCGCUUCCGCUGGGGUCGUUCAUGGUGUGGUCAUUGGUCGAGUGCUGCUUUGUGCGCGGUCUGACCUUGCCGGAGUAUCCGGUGCUGCCAGCGGAAGCCAGCGUCAGUAUCACUCAUCCAGAGGUAGACUCAGGGCUGAUGUGGUGCCCAGGGCUUGCUUCCGAAGAUCCUAUCCAGGCUCUUGCCAUCAACACGAGCACGCCGAGUUUUACCUGGGCGACCCCACAGCUACCUCGAAGGCGGAAAGCACUCCUCGAAGUUCUGUUUGUGGCGCUGUCCUCGCUGGUCUAUCAUGAAGCCGGCUUCCGAGACACCAUCUUCCUAGAGCCGCUUCUGUCCACCUCGACGGUGCCGUUGACGCCCACACUCUCCAUCUCAAUGCUCAACACUAUUCUUCAGUUUGUCCCGUAUGGAUAUUUGCCCUACACAAGCCACCUCGGCGUCGAGGAAAAAGACCUGGUAGUGGCGAGCGCCCGACUGCUCAACGCAACCUUGUGCUACAUGGGUGUUCCGCUGGAUCCCGUCCUUCCGUCUGAGAGGCAGCACUCUGCGGCAGAUGGCGCCGGCCCGUCACUGGAUCGGCGUAUUUCACAGGCGAGUGAUAUGCGCGUCAGUGAGCAGGUGAGCUCUACGCUGGCAGACGGGCCAGGGACAAGGACCCUCAGCCACCCAAGUGGUAGCCAUCCCAUCUGCGAUUCAGGGAGGUCGUCACGAACUGCCUCGAGCCCCACCGGCGCUCUCCGUGACGCCCUCGUAUUGAACACAUUACACUCGCCUUCUGGGAGCAUUGGGCCUUCUACGAUGCCGCUCCCGCAAGCCGGGCCGCCGCGCUUCGUGCACAGUGUGCGCAAGGCGCUCCGGGACAUCACCCUAACCGAGGCAAAGGCACUCGUGCAGCGCAUGCAGGUCAUCCUUGGUGUGAACGUGUACUCCCGUCAGACGUACCUGCCUGUCUCGCAGGGCUGGUUUGCCUCCUUGGAUGACUUCAUGGUGCUCUUUUGGAAGAUACUGGACUUGUCGCCAGCGUGUCUGGCACAGUUCGGCACAAGCUCCCACGCCUUGGACUACGUCAUCCCCAUUCUCGAUUACGCCCUCGCCGUGCGUCGCAGCCCGCUCUACACGUACCAGUUCCAGCUGAUGCUCUUCGUGCUGACUCGACUCUCUGAGGUGCGGGGGUUCGUGCUGCAGUGUAACCAAGUGUGCAGCGCAACCCUGCCCUUCCGCUUUCCGAAGAUGUCACCGACGCGCACGUACAAUGGCCUUAUCGUGCUUGCCUUGUGUCUUGUAAUGGAGAUGAAAGACCUGCAGACUCUCGUUCCGCUUUUUCCUUCGUGCACCGUGGUGCUGGCGAACAUGGCGCCGUUUAUUACAUCUCUCGGACGAGAGCCGUCCAUCAAGCUGGUUUCCGUUUUCGCCCAAGUCACCUACCGCUGUUUGCGCAGCACUUUCCCAAGUUCGCCUGCCAACAGCACAACAGGGGAUGCUUUAGGCGGUUCGUUUCCGUCGGCAGGGACAUCGAACAACCUCGUGCACCAAUCUCAAAUGGUGAAUCUGUGCGAGGCCAUCGCAAGCUUGCUGCAGUACCAAGCCAAUGGCUCCCUGUACCUGAUUGCUGCCCUCGUGGACCACCGCGCAGUCGUGCGAGAGGCGAAGGACGCCUACGUGGUGCAGCGCACCAAGGAACUCGCAGUGGGGCUUCCUUUGCCGUUUCUCAUCAACACGCUCGACGCCGCGGUGGCGGUGGCGCUUCCGGUGCUGGAGAGCACCGAUGCGCUGCGGAGGAUCACCAAGUACUACGUGGACACAACGUCUGAGGCGACCGUGAACAAUGGAACAGCUGCCGCUGAGACUACGAGAGCGUUUGCACUUCAGGUGGGGAUGGGUGAGCUGGGUGCCGGGCUGGCGGCCAGCGACGAGGCUGUUGAUCGACUGCGGUCAAUGACAUUGGUCGGCGUACUCCCCACACCGCAUAGCAUCGUUGUUCGAAAAUUUCAAUCCACUAAGAGCGUAGAGCAGUGGACGGCGACGACGUUCUGGACAAGCGCGUACAUUCACUCGCAAGCUGGGCUGCUGGGAGACCGCGCUUCGGUUAAGCUGGUGGAGUUUGUGUGA
Leishmania mexicana MHOM/GT/2001/U1103 is the source of this 2715-nucleotide messenger RNA. RefSeq lists its product as hypothetical. Lineage: Eukaryota; Euglenozoa; Kinetoplastea; Trypanosomatida; Trypanosomatidae. Bases 1 to 2715 code for a protein of 904 amino acids. The record is from RefSeq and is a predicted model, not a curated record. The transcript has a single exon. Gene Ontology annotation, cellular component: Golgi trans cisterna; Golgi medial cisterna; membrane.